This is a messenger RNA of Dioscorea cayenensis subsp. rotundata (Guinea yam), 1159 nucleotides long. RefSeq lists its product as uncharacterized. Gene Ontology annotation, cellular component: membrane. The record is from RefSeq and is a predicted model, not a curated record. Gene Ontology annotation, biological process: respiratory electron transport chain. Bases 124 to 897 code for a protein of 257 amino acids. The transcript has 7 exons. NCBI's taxonomy places the organism in Eukaryota, Viridiplantae, Streptophyta, Magnoliopsida, Dioscoreales, Dioscoreaceae.
UAAAAUUCGUGUCUCAAUUGCAAGCUAUCACUUCACUUGGCCUCACUCCUUCCACGCGAUCUCCUUUCUUUCUCUCUUCUUUGCUUGCUUCUUGCUCGCUUAGCUUCUUUCACUGUGGAAGCAAUGGCGAUCACUUCUCCUCUCCGAGCUCACCCACUCCUGCCUUUCACCUCCUCUGCUCUACUUCCCAGAUCCCAACCAUCUCCUUCUCCUUCUUCUCCACUUCAUUCGCAUUCUUCUCCCCGUCGAUGCACAGGAACUUCGCUCGUAGCUGCUGCAUCUCUGAAGAAAGAGACCUUCAGCUCGGUACCAGCGGAGGAUUUGUAUGGAUUCAAUGAAGAUUCAAUCAAUGGCCGGAUGGGAGAAACCUUUUUAUACUCUUUUGCUCCUUAUCCCCUUUUCUUGCUCUCCACUCUUCCCGGGGCCGGGAUUGUGAGGUCUAUUUUUGAGCCCUUUGUUGAGCUUGUGAAGACUUGGAAUCUCCCUGAGUGGCUUGUGCAUUGGGGUCAUCCAGGGAACAUGGCUGUUGUUCUAUUUGCAAUGGGUGGCUAUGGAUCAUAUCUAGGGUUUCGAAUAAGAUUAUCUAAGGACCCAGAGGAGAAAACCAUGGCGAAAGAUCUGCAUCCAAAGCUACUUGCUGCCAUGUUUUUCUUCUUUGCUCUUGGAGCCACUGGUGGAAUAACAGCUUUGCUGACUUCUGAUAAACCAAUUUUUGAAAGUCCUCAUGCUGUCACUGGUGUUAUUGGCCUCUCCCUUUUAACAGUUCAAACUAUUUUACCCACACUUUUUGAGGACAAUCCAGGAUUGAGGACAGUGCAUGGGCUUCUCGGCAGUAGCAUCAUGACCCUUUUCCUUAUCCAUGCAGCACUUGGCCUUCAACUUGGUCUGAGUUUCUGACCACUGUGCCAUAACUAUUGAUUCAUUCUUGCGCCAUUGCAAUGUGAAUCAGCAAAAACUUGAGGUGAAAGGCAAAAACACUACACCAAGAGGACCCAAUAUGAUAGUGUCAAUCAUAUCUCAUAUACUUGAAGCAUUUUUAUUGAUGAUAAAGCCUCGUGAGAAAUGCACGGCUCAGACUUAAGUAACAUAAUUGAUAAUACAUGAACUGUUAUUCCUCAGCACAUUUUUCUUACUAAUAAAAUGGUCAUCUUCAUACUUA